Toxoplasma gondii ME49 is the source of this 1132-nucleotide messenger RNA. RefSeq lists its product as hypothetical. The coding region runs from base 81 to 1055 and encodes 324 amino acids. The record is from RefSeq and is a predicted model, not a curated record. The transcript has 12 exons. NCBI's taxonomy places the organism in Eukaryota, Apicomplexa, Conoidasida, Eucoccidiorida, Sarcocystidae.
GCCACAAAUCCAACGUGGCGUUAAGCAGUGCGAUGUACUUUAUAGUUGGGUCUCAGUGAGAGACAUCACUGGUCAUAGAAAUGCACUUCUCAAGAGUAGUGGUUUUCAUUGUCGGGAUGGCGUCAGCCACCUCUAAUCUUUACGCCGUUCCAAUCGACAAGCUGCUGUCAAAAGUGAACGGCAGGGCAUCUGCUUUUCAACGCGAAGGGCCACCUGAUACAGAAUCAGAGACGAGUCUUCACGCAUCGGAAGAAGCUGAGACUGAUAGUGCACUCUCCCAUGAGGAAGAUGUGGAGACGGUGCAGCGUCAAGCUAAACUAGAGGCAGAAGACGAAGAGUUAGAACGUAUUGAGGAAGAACGUGAAAUGAAGGCCGACCGUGAGAAAAGGGCAGCGGACAAAGCUUUCAUAGCACAGAUGAAGAUAGAUGAAGCUCAGCAGAAGGAUCAGAUUCGAACCGACACAAUGAAGGAAACAAAAAUGAUUGAGAAAGAUGCCAAAGCCGAACUGGAGCUUCAGAAGAAGAUUGACGAGCAAGAGGCUGAAUCCGGGGCAGAAGUUUUUGCGGAAGAACAACAGAAGGCCAGCCGGGCAAUUACGGACGCGGAAGCUGCCUUGACUGGCUUCCAUUCCUCGCAUGGCGACCUGAAAGCCGGAGCAGAUAAAAAACCGCAUGGUUCUUCUUUAGCAGCAGGCAGACUCGAUGUCGGGAAGCCUUCUGACGUCGAAUCAUCUACGGAGCUGAACACAGAGUGCGGCAAGCCACCAUUAUCCACUUCUAAGUGUGAGGGCGUUGAGGAGAAACUAGAAAAACUGAGAGAUGAUGAGGAAGCCCUAGAGAAAGAGGAAGAAAAAACAGAGAAAGAAAUGGCAGGAGAACCGACCGAAGAUUCAGACGCGGAACAUGAUGAUGAAGAACAGGAGUCGUUUGUACAAAUACUCCGACAAAGAGCGAAGCAGAAGCGGGGUGUCAAACACGAUAUCCACGAAAACCGGAAGUUCACAAGGUUGUCCACAAAAGACCAUGGCAAUUUUGCGCGGAGCUUUAUGGUGUGAACCCAAUCACUUGGGGCCGGUCACUUAUGUCAGCGUGUGAUACUCCCAGUGAAGAAGCCAGUUUAUCGUUCAACUCA